ACUCCUGGGAGGUUUUAACGGACUCCACACUCGGGAGCGAGAGACCAGAGCCUAGAGGGCGUGCUCCAAGCGGGAUCUAGUCACUCUCCUCGGCUGCUCUUGCUCUUCUCCACUUCUCUCUUCUACUACUCUCGUGGUGCGGCGACGGCUGCGAUGGCGGCCGGCGGCGAGAAGAUCGACUACGUGUUCAAGGUGGUACUCAUCGGGGACUCGGCGGUGGGGAAGUCCCAGAUCCUGGCCCGCUUCGCCCGCAACGAGUUCAGCAUCGACUCCAAGGCCACCAUCGGGGUUGAGUUCCAGACCCGGACACUCGUCAUCCAGCACAAGAGCGUCAAGGCCCAGAUCUGGGACACCGCCGGCCAAGAGAGGUACAGGGCUGUCACAAGUGCUUACUACCGAGGUGCUGUAGGGGCUUUGCUGGUUUAUGACAUUACCAAGCGUCAGAGCUUUGACCACAUACCUCGGUGGCUUGAGGAGCUGCGAAGCCAUGCUGACAAGAACAUUGUGAUCAUGCUGGUGGGCAACAAGAGUGAUCUUGAGGACCAGAGGGCUGUGAGCACAGAAGAUGCCACAGAGUUUGCUGAGAAGGAAAACCUUUUCUUCCUGGAAACAUCAGCACUGGAGGCUACAAAUGUUGAGACCGCCUUCCAAACUGUUCUGACUGAAAUUUUUAACAUUGUCAGCAAGAAGAACCUGGUUUCCGACCCUCGAGGCAAUGGCAGCGGACCAGCACUAUCUGGCGAAAAGAUUGUUGUCCCAGGGCCGGCACAGGAGAUUCCUAAGAAUAGGUUGUGCUGUCGGACAUCUUGAUUUUGCAUCCUUAGGCUUGGAUCAAAGUUUGGAGUUGUGUGCUGGAAUCAAUUGAGCUGUCUUUGUAAUAGAUGUAUAUCCUACUGGUAUAGGUUUAAGGGAAUCAAUAUUGAACUUGGAGAGAAUUGUUUUAUCUCUGGUGGAUUGAGUUCCGAUGAAGUAAAUAGUUUUCAGGUGCUUCUUUGUUAUAUAUAAUGUAGCUCAUGUAGAUACUAAAUAAUUAUUUGGAAUGAAUAUGUUGCAAAUGAUGAUGGCA
Molecule: messenger RNA, 1066 nt
Organism: Phoenix dactylifera (date palm)
Lineage: Eukaryota; Viridiplantae; Streptophyta; Magnoliopsida; Arecales; Arecaceae
Product: ras-related protein Rab11D-like
Molecular function (GO): GTP binding; GTPase activity
Source: RefSeq, a predicted model, not a curated record